Messenger RNA from Symbiodinium natans, 1134 nucleotides. NCBI's taxonomy places the organism in Eukaryota, Dinophyceae, Suessiales, Symbiodiniaceae. The record is from the annotation of a GenBank genome assembly.
AUGCAGAUCUUUGUGAAAACGCUUACCGGGAAAACAGUGACCCUAGAUGUGGAGGCAUCUGACACCAUAGACAACGUGAAGUCGAAGGUACAGGACAAAGAGGGCGUACCCCCAGUCCAACAACGAUUGAUUUUUGCUGGCACGCAGUUGGAGGACGGCAGAACUCUAUCUGAUUACAAGAUCAAGAAGGAGUCAACUCUUCACCUGGUUUUACGCCUGCGUGGCAUGAUCAGUGUUUUCAGGCCUGGGGCACAAGAUGAUCCUUUAUCUGCUUUCCUAAUGCUUUCGGACGAAGAUCGGGCAACAGCAGGAGUACCGCUGGCAGAGCUGCGCAAGAAGUGUCAGGAAGAAAAUGCUUCGGCAUUCCACACCUUUUCUUUCAAGGAAGACGCCCGGAUUCUCGAUCCCUCGGCGCGCAAGGUCCUGUCCGAGUUCCUGGACUACAUGUGGGGACAGGAGUGUUCAGCAGCUGGUCCUCCUAGGGUUGACUUGCGCAUGCACGUUCCUGACGAUGUCUUCCUGUCCCUGCUUUCCAUCACUUCAUCCGUCGGCCCAGAGGUUCUCCGUCUAUUGAGAGAGGCUUUCGCUGCCAUACCAGGAACUCCGGGUGCUGGCGCAUUGCGUUCGAAGGUCGUUCUGCGCAUGACGCGCGGACCGAGCAAUAGCUGCAUCAACUUCCAUUGUGACGGUGGCUACGCAACAGGUACCGUGCAAGUUGCUCUGUCUGAGCCUUGGGAGUACAAGGGUGGCCGGCUCUGUUUCUUCGUCAUGGAUGGCUUACACGUCCUUGAGCGCCCGGCGGGCUCCACGUGCCAGCAUCCUCGCACCGUAUUACACGGAGUCACAGCCCUGCAAGAAGGGACACGCAAGAGUUUGUUUGUGGUUGAUACGGAGAACGGACUUGGAGAAGAAGGCGUGGUCUUGGCAUCUCACGUCCAUGUGCAGGGAUUCCAAGCCAGUCGCGAACUACCACAGGUGCAAAAGUGCUGCUUGUGCUUGGCGUUGCCCUCCGAUCACGCCUUGCUACCAUGUGGCCAUCUAUGCGUUUGCGCCACCUGUCUAGCAGCCUCUUGUCUGGAUGCAUGCCCUGUGUGCAGGAAGUCCGUCCAGAGCACGGCCAAAAUCUUUGUAUAG